AUGGCCGAGACCGCUCCCGUCGCCGCGCCCGAUGUCGCCGCCGCCGCCCCGGCCCCGGCCAAAGCUCCCGCCGCCAAGAAGCCGAAGAAGGCGGCGAGCGGCUCCAAAGCCCGCAAGCCCGCGGGGCCCAGCGUCACCGAGCUGAUCACCAAGGCCGUGUCCGCCUCCAAGGAGCGCAAGGGGCUCUCCCUCGCCGCGCUCAAGAAGGCGCUGGCCGCCGGCGGCUACGAUGUGGAGAAGAGUAACAGCCGCAUCAAGCUGGGUAUCAAGAGCCUCGUUAGCAAGGGCGUCCUGGUGCAGACCAAGGGCACCGGCGCCUCCGGCUCCUUCCGUCUCAGCAAGAAACCCGGAGAAGCAAAAGAAAAAGCCCCCAAGAAAAAAACUGCUGCAGCCAAGCCCAAGAAGCCAGCGGCGAAGAAGCCCGCCAGCGCCGCCAAAAAGCCGAAGAAGCCGGUGACAGCGAAAAAGAGCCCCAAAAAAGCCAAGAAGCCGGCGGCCGCCGCAGCCAAGAAAGCAGCGAAGAGCCCCAAGAAGGUGACAAAGGCUGCAAAACCCAAAAAAGCGGCGGCAGCAGCAAAGAGCCCGGCUAAGGCGAAAGCGGUGAAGCCCAAAGCAGCUAAGCCCAAGGCAGCUAAGCCCAAAGCGGCCAAGGCAAAGAAGGCAGCACCCAAGAAAAAAUAAAUGGUGCAGAAAAAAUUCCUAUCUGCCUUGCAGAUAAACCCAACGGCUCUUUUAAGAGCCACCCAAGUUUUCACAAAAAGAGCUGAAACUCUUUAAGUUUUUAAUAUUUUUUUCGUGUUAUCCAUGCGCAAUUAAAACCUUUUUUUUUUUUUUUCCUCUGCUUUUAGGUGGACCCGGCAACUUCCCUGCGGUCUUGCUCUUCGCCGAUGCAGAGCAGCAGCAGCGCAGAGCUCACGGCGGCGCAUCUCAUUUAAGUAAAUAAUCCCCGAGCGUUCGUUGCGGGAAAUCGGUGCUGCCUGGAGCUCCUCGGGGUAGUGAGAGGCACCGCUCAAGGCGCCUCGGCUCUUCGGAGGGAGGGUUGGGGGAUGGGGAUGCUGCGGCUCCCCGUAGUUCAACUCCUGUCAGCCGGGAGGCGGAGAGCUGCGCAGGAAAGAGCCUCGCACCGCCCCCAGAGCCCGGCAGAUUUCGAAAAGCCCGCGCUCCGCAAACAUUGGCCGUCGCUCUCGGGUUUUCUAAUGCCCAGCAAUUUUCGGGUUAAAGAGGGGCUCCACCUUUCUCUACAUUUACCUGACGGAAGAGGCUUACGAACUCCCUGGUAGGUUUGUACCGCCUCUCCCACCUCCCUCAUCCCUUCGGCCUUUUCACUUCCCGUCCAGUUUUGUACCCGCUCUGGAAACCGUAGGGCCAGCGGGGUCCGAGAAGUUCGAGGUUUCGAGCUGCCUUGCUGCUGCCCGCAGUCCUCCGCUUCGGUGCUCAAACUCUCGCUCACUGGAGCUGCCGCGCUCAGUUCUUUCCCGGGUGUUGAUUUUUGAGCAAUUCGAACCAUAAAAACUUGGUAUUUUCUGCACAUGUAACAGCUCUGGUCACUGGCAACUCUCCCGUCUCUGUUUAAAGGAUGCAGUGCACACUUUUCACUGUGAUUGCUCUGUGAGGAAGUGGUUUACGCUUGUGCACUGCUGGCCCUGCAGAUGCCAUCUGAUCUCAGCUGUGGGAGAGCUGUGCACAGCUCCAGACUGAUUCUGCCUCAGAAACACCUUAUGUGGAAUUACCAAGUCACUGACAUGGUGUCUGUCUGUCUGUCCCUCAGGACCCCACAUCACCUUCAGUAGGUUUCUCUAGCUAAUAAGCAGAUUCCUAUUCUGGACAUAAGAAAAGCUGAUAUCCUAAGAAAAACUCAGGGGUUACUGCUUUGCUGUCAUGGCACAAGUUCCUUGAUAACCUACUGGACUGAGGUUCAGUUGUGUGAUUUAUGAUUGCAGUGAAGAGGGAACACAUCUCACUCUUCUAUGACAUAUUUUUUGGACAUAUGGUCAUUAUUUUUUUUUCAUUAAGCAUGUUAAGAUGCCUCAUGAUACUGGCAAAAGAAAGAAAAUAUAUGAGCUCUGCUCAGUAUUUUCUAAGGUGUGUUUAGUGUCUGGUCAUACUUUGACAAAAACCAAAAGGAUAUACUAUAUGAUUAAAUGCUAAUCUGCCCCAAAGUUAGAAGGAAGGUAAACACAUAAACCGCAAGUGUUCAGUACUGCAAUUUAUUACAAGGAAGACCUGGUUUCAUUUGUUUUCUCUUCCACAGGGUCAGCUGUUUAUUUCACAGAUUUACUUAGUAAAUGUCAAUAUCAAAAGUCUGUGAUGUUCCAAUAAUGCCAAAUGAACCACUGAUUUAGAUCAAGGCCUACAUAUAGCAGAACAGAUGUAAGAACCUGUCAAAAUCACUUUCUACCGAUGAACGCUUUUUUAUGAUGGGAGUUACAGAAUUUUUCAUCAGCAUUAGUCACCACAAAGGCCAAUUGCCUGUCAGAUUACCACAAAACCAGGUACUUUUCAAAUAUAUGUUUCUCCAUGUGUUCAUUCUCUCUUAGUGGGUUAUGUUAUUCCUGUACUUCUUGUGUAUGUCUUUUAUGGCAGUUAUUGUCAGAUGAAAGAGUUUAUUCUGCCUGGCCUCAUCAUGUCUUUGAAAAACAAUAAAAAAGUCUCCCUUAAUGAUUCAAGUCUUAAAAAGCAUCAGAGGUGGAGUUUUAUUGCAAGUGAAACUAUUCCACUAAUUAAUUAAGAAAUCUUCUGUUUGGUAGAGAAAAUUAGAAGCUAGACUUCCAUAAAAAGCAAACGGUGUUAGUUCAGGCAAGAUGUUUAAAAUUUAUUCUGGAAACAGUGUUGAUAAGACAGGGAUGUUUUAGUUAUUGCUGAGCAGUGCUUACACAGAUCCAAGGCCUUUUCUGCUUCUCACACCACCUCACCCAUGAGGACUCUCAGAGUGCACAGGGAGCUGGGAGGGGACACAGCCAGGACAGAUGAUCCCAAUACCAAUAUCCCAGAAGGGAUAUUCCACAUAAUACAGUUUCAUGCACAGCAGAUAAAGUUGUGGGAAAGAAGAAGGGAGUAUUCCGGUGAUGGCUUUUAUCUUCCCAAGUCACCAUUAGGUGUGACAGAGCCCUGCUAUCCUGGAGGUGGCUGAACACCUGCCCGCCAUGGGAAGUGAUGAAUUAAUUCCUUGUUUUCCUUUGUUUGCAUGCAUGGCUUUUGCUUCACCAAUUAAACUGUCUUUAUCUCAAGCCACAAAGUUUUUUCACUUUUCUGAUUUUCUCCCCCAUCUCUGAGAAUGAGUGAGGGAGCAGCUGCACAGUGCUUAGUUGCUGGCUGGGGUUAAACCAUGACAGCUGAAUUAAGCAGAAAAAAAGUUCUUCCUAUUAUCCUGGGCUAAAUAAAUUGUAAAAUGGAAGUUAUGUACAUUUCAAGACUAAGUUUACAGGUUCUCAAAAGGGAGAAACUCUUUUCAGUUCUGAAACUCCUACAAUAUAUGGGCAGGAAGUUGGGGACAGCCAGAUGUGGAGUCUGGAAGAGUGCAACAUAAAUAGCCUUAACACCAGACCUGUUCUCUGCUGCUUGCAUGUCAGUACAGAUUUGAACCAGCUUGAAUUUGGGUACAGAGCCACUUUUCAACUAGACACCUUUGACGCAGUAAGAUUGCACAACAGAGUUUUCCUUCCACAAGUUUCUUUUUUACUGUCUAGAUCACAAUGCAUGCAGUGUUCUGCUGGACACAGGGUUAUCAAAUACUUUUUUUCUGUGAGAAUUUGAGAUUUCUCCUCUACAUAACAUAUUGUCAAAGCAUAAUGAAGUAAUCCAUGUGACUCCUCCUGGAAUCUCCAUUCACUCUCCAUACUCAGUUUUGGACAAUUAUUUAUAGAUUCGGAGUUAAGUUGCAUUCUGACUUUCAUUUUGCACAUAUUGUUUGGUUGAUCUGUUUGCACUUCCAUUGCCAUAUGAGUUUUGCUUAUCAGUACUGCAUUAACUGCUGAGACAUCAGUGAAACCUCAGUGACUGCAGGAUUCUUUUUUCAAUUAUUUCAGGAUUGAGCUGCCAGCAGUUAUGGAAGAAUUGAAAUGUAAAAAAAUAAUAAUGUUUUGUAAAUAAUGUAAAAAUGGCUUACAUCAAGCAUUGAAACUUGAUCUAGUAAAAGAAGUCCUUGCCUACAGCACAGAGGUGUGAAAUAACAAGCAAGGGCCAAGGCAAGGGCUGUAGCUCACUGCCUGUGGCCUGCACUGUACCUCCUGUUAUCUGGGCACAUUGGAAGAUGCCUUGUUGAUGUCAAGAGAGAAUGAUGGGGCUGAAGGUGAAGAUAGGAUGGUCACGCUUUGGCUCUGAGGAACAGCACAAAUGGAACAAAGUCAUGAUCUGAACAUUGAAGGACACAGCAAGACAAGUAACUUUUGCCCAGUAAAGUCAGUUAUAUGUUAAAUUGCAUGCUACUGCUUACAUUAAUAACUUUUAUGUAGUAUGUGCGACCACAUAUGUGACUAUUUUACUCAGUUCUCCACCUAGAUCAUGUCAUACAAAAGAGGGAGAGCGGGAUAAGAUUAUGUUUUGUAUAAGGAGGGUAGAAAUUUAACCUCUUUGGGAGGAAGACAAACAGACCUUGGAGAUAGUCAACAGGCUACUCUCCUCUCCCUCCUCCCAGUUGGGCAGAGCUUCUUGGUAAACUUAAUCACAUAAUAAUAGCAAUAAUAAUAAUAAUAAUAAUAAUAAUAAUAAUAAU
Molecule: messenger RNA, 4711 nt
Organism: Vidua chalybeata
Lineage: Eukaryota; Metazoa; Chordata; Aves; Passeriformes; Viduidae
Product: histone H1.03
Exons: 2
Coding region: 1-681 (226 amino acids)
Biological process (GO): nucleosome assembly
Cellular component (GO): nucleosome
Molecular function (GO): DNA binding; structural constituent of chromatin
Source: RefSeq, a predicted model, not a curated record